This is a messenger RNA of Bacidia gigantensis, 2247 nucleotides long. RefSeq lists its product as uncharacterized. The transcript has 7 exons. Gene Ontology annotation, cellular component: mitochondrion. The record is from RefSeq and is a predicted model, not a curated record. Lineage: Eukaryota; Fungi; Ascomycota; Lecanoromycetes; Lecanorales; Ramalinaceae. The coding region runs from base 1 to 2247 and encodes 748 amino acids. Gene Ontology annotation, molecular function: FAD binding; D-arabinono-1,4-lactone oxidase activity.
AUGGCUAGCACACCUACAUCCCAGAGCUUGUUCAGCACUGUCCCAUCUCUGGAAGAAUCCAUCAAAGAGAUUGGCAGGCUUGUAAAGGAACCGAGCGACUUGGACGAAGCCGAGCUUCCGGGGCUUGACGUUCUCAUCAACGACUGGUAUGACGAGAAUGUCGAUGUCGGCGAAGAAGAGUUCAUGCGUAGAAUCCUCGGCGUAUUUCGCAAUUCCUCGCAUAAUGAAGUCUACGAUGAAGUCUUGGAGCAAUAUGAACCAUCUGAGCGAAGAGCCAUCAAUAGCUUUGUAGCUGGGCAGACCACAGCUGAAGAUGCGGCCAAGAUUAUUGUGUCAAAAGAUGCAUCUGCAGCAACUGCAGGCGUUUCUAACAAUGAGCUUCAUACAGAGGUCUUUUCCACCCAGAAGAUGCAGAAGACCGAAUUUCCAAAGAAGGCAAUCAAGGGCUUUGAGAACACAGAAUUUCAAAAUUGGGGUCGAACUGUAAAGCAGACCCCGGCAAAGACCUAUUACCCUGAGAACACUGCAGAGGUGCAAACAAUCGUCCGUGAGGCUGCUGAGAGUAAAAUGGGCGUCCGGGUAUCGGGCUUCCGUCACUCUUGGUCUCCUAUCUUUGGACGAGAUAAUAAGAAUGGCCAGAAAAAUAAUGGGGAUGUCUUGAUCUCGACGCUCACGGAGAAAGAUGCGUCCAAGCUUCCGAAUUUCACAUCGCUGCCGUCAAGCCUUUUCCAACCCAAGAAAACGGAACUCAACAAUAUCAGCGAAGUAAAUGCUGCGUACGUUCAUGGUCAAACCUUAAAGGAUGGUAAGAAGUAUGUCCGCGUUGGCACAUCAACAACGAACGAGGAGUUUCGAAGAUGGUGUAUUAAUGACGGACAUGUUACGCUACCAAUGAAUAUCAUUGAGGUAGAAAUUACGAUGGGCGGCUCCAAUUCAACCAUUUGCCACGGCGCUGGUAUCAACCAUCCAACAUUGAGCGAUCUCGUGCGGUCCAUUGAGUAUGUUGAUGUGAACGGAGAAGUACGGAAUGUAGAUAUGGCAGAUCCUGAUCUGUUGAAGUCAGCUAGCGGUUGUUUUGGACUCCUGGGUGUUAUCACCCACAUUACAUUCGAAUGCGACCCGAUAUCAACAGCAGUCAUGCGCCCGCAAAAGCUUGAGGUCAUAGACGCGGUCCCGCCUCCUCCUGAUAUGAAGGACUCUGACAUCCCGGGACCGCUUCGAAAACCACGUUCCCAGAAAGAAAGACAAAUUGCCCAGGAGAAUUUUGAGAAGCGGGCGAACAAUGACUACUACGCAGAGUGGUUUUGGUUCCCGUACUCAAGUUUAGUUUGGGUCAACACAUGGGCAAUGGAUCCUUCCACAAAGAACGUUGUUGAGUAUCCAAGUAAGACAAAGACCGUCUUCCAAGUAUUCGGGACGAUCGCCAUGAACAUUGCGCAAAAUAUUGUUGCCAAAAUCGAUGCGCUCCAGUUCCAGCCUUUGAAACAGACUACUUUCUUGUCGUGGCUAGCAAUGAAGAAUCUAGACGAGCGCAAAGAUUCCGAGAAGCCUAUUCGAGCACUGUUGCCCGACGCUCUCCAUUUCCAACGUGGAGUGCAAAAUAUCCGGGUACGGGACCUAGAAGUUGAAUUGCCUCUUCAUGCCAAGAAAGGCACUACCAGUGAGCGCGACUACACCAAUGUUCAACGAGCAUGGUGGGAUGCAAUUGUCACUUGCUAUGCCAACACCAAGACCUGUCCCAUGCGCAUGCCGCUCGAGAUGCGCAUCAUGAGCUCCAGUGAAGUCACCAUGGCGCCACAGCGAGGCCAUAAGCUUGGAACGUGCGCAAUUGAAAUUCUCACGCUUCAUGCGGCUGCAGAUAUUUGGCAGCCUUAUGCUCAGCAGGUGCUCAAUCACUGGACAAGCUACAAAGAUAAUGAUGGCAUAAAGCUCGACAUUAGGCCACAUUGGGCGAAGGAGUGGAACAAUCUUGAGGUCGACGGGAGACCUUGGCGUGAAAAGCUGAAGAAUGAGAGCUAUAAGACCGAGAUAGCCGAGUUCAAAAACUUGUUGACGGCCAUUGGAAAGAAGCAUGAUUGGACGCUUUCGGAUAUCAAGAGGAUGUUUUCCAAUGACGUUCUGGAUUAUCUCUACUUGGAUGACGUCGUCGUAACAAGCGACAAUAGAACCCAGGCCCACGUGCCAAUGUUGGAGGAAAAGAAGAUCCCUCUAGUAAGUGAACGAGUGGUUGGAAACGUUACAGUCUGA